This is a messenger RNA of Penicillium roqueforti, 432 nucleotides long. RefSeq lists its product as uncharacterized. The transcript has a single exon. The record is from RefSeq and is a predicted model, not a curated record. The coding region runs from base 1 to 432 and encodes 143 amino acids. NCBI's taxonomy places the organism in Eukaryota, Fungi, Ascomycota, Eurotiomycetes, Eurotiales, Aspergillaceae.
AUGGCAAGGUCGGCAAUCAAGGCGUACGCGUUGCGGAACAAGCUCUGUCACAGCAGCAACCUUCGAGGUAAGUGUCCCCCGGAUAUCGCCCGCGAUGCCGGCAAACUCGGAGAUGUGUUGCCCGAUGAACUUCACCAAGAUCGUGCUACCUGGGAACGUAUUGUGAGAUCUUUCGGAGACCUCAGGAGUUGGAUGGCCGAUGCUCCUCUUCCUGGUGAGUUAAUAUUCCACGAUGCCAUGUCUAAUUCCAUGCAGCAGGAGGAGUUGAUGCGCGAUCUCAACCGGGGAUUGCGCCACGACCGGCUGGACCAGAUGUACGUCAAAGACGGAGAGGCAAAGCGACUGAACCAACUAUGGCCGGGCCGGGCAGGUUCAGAUCCUUUACCUUACGUGCCAACGAUGGAACCGACUUACUCGCCAUCGGGCCGUUAA